AUGCGUCGCGAGGCGGCUGCCAGCGCCGCGACGGGCGGCGCCGUGUCGGAGCAGGUGGUGCGGCUGGUGCGCGAGUGCGAGCACCGCGUGCGGUGGCGCAUCACGGAGCCGCUGUGCAAGGCGCGCCUCUGUCCGCUCGGAAUCGACGCAGUGCUACGCGACACCAAGCCGCCGGGCAGCGAGACCGGCGCGCAGUGCCAGCGCGCACCUCUGCACGCUGAAGGGGACGCGGGCGUGCCUCAGAAGGUCCGCCCGAGGGAAGAGAAGUGCACCGGCCCCUCGCUGACAUCGCGGCAGCGGUUUCCUGAUGUGCGGGAGCGCUAUGUAUUAGCUAUGCCAGACGGCACCAGCACCUUCCGUUCUGUGGUGCCCUCGAUGCCUGCGUGGAUACGGGACCAGCAUGGGCUGCAAUGGCAUCUUGCGCGUCGCCGAGGCGACAUCAAGUCCACCCCAGUAUCUAUGUGGCAGAAACGAGUAUUGGCGCUGGGCUCUGCUGGAGCGCUAUGCUCCGUUAGCUACCUGAUGUAUCGUGAGGUUCAUCCUGUUGUAGCCAAAGCCAUUCGUGAUGCGCCACUGGGUCCCAUGUCGGACACACUGCGCAGCGCUACCCCCAUCUUCGUUCCCAGCUCAUGCCAAGAAGCUGCGGCGCGACGGUUGUUCGAGAAGCACCAGCAGCUGCGCCAUCCAAACCUUCUGCUCUGUCUUGGCUUCUCAGAGUCAAUCGAGGGUGGAAUGAUGUCUAUCUGGGAGUUCAGCCCUGGCGGCACACUGCGUGAGCUCAUUUUCCGCUAUCCACGUGUAAAGGCGGUGACCAUCAACCGCUUCGGUCUUCACGCCCUCACCGCUCUGUCGUAUUUACACGAGCGGGGAAUCGCGCACGGCGGCGUGUGCCUCGACAACGUCCUCGUUAGCGCGGAUGGCAAGUGCCGCUUAACUGGGCACUCAGGUGACAGGAAAGCGGCAUGCGAGCUCUUCUACGUACAUCAAACGUGCUACAUAAGUCCACGAAUGGCCACUGGCGCUCUGCCCACUCCGCAGUGUGACAUGUUUUGCUUUGGACUCUCGACUGUCGAGGCAUUGACAAAGGAGCCCUGCUGGAAGUGGGCCACCUGCGAGGACGGCCAGUCGUUCGGGACUUCAGCAGAGCUCGCAGAGCUAAUGAAGGCUGGCGGGAAGCCGUUCAGCGAUGCGCUGGUGCAGGGCCGUGUCGUAGUGAAUGUAGAUCUCCUGAGAGGUUCGGAUGUGGUCGACAACUACAGCAGACAUGUAGUGGAAUCCAUCAUACGUUGCCUCUCACUUGACCCUUCCGAGCGCCCCACUGCGAUGGAAGUACGGGAGACGAGCAAGGAAAUGCUGCUGCAGGCUGGGCUCACAUUGGAGGAAGACGAAUUGGCUGUCUCUACUUCCGACGAUGAUACAUGUGAUUGA
Messenger RNA from Leishmania braziliensis MHOM/BR/75/M2904, 1428 nucleotides. Its product is annotated as protein kinase-like protein. Gene Ontology annotation, biological process: protein phosphorylation. Gene Ontology annotation, molecular function: protein serine/threonine kinase activity; ATP binding. Lineage: Eukaryota; Euglenozoa; Kinetoplastea; Trypanosomatida; Trypanosomatidae. Bases 1 to 1428 code for a protein of 475 amino acids. The transcript has a single exon. The record is from RefSeq and is a predicted model, not a curated record. Gene Ontology annotation, cellular component: cytoplasm.